AUGAAGGGUGAUGUCGUUGGACCGACUCUCAGUAAAAAGUUGGAAUAUGCCACCACUGAAAAUGUCCUUAAAUUGUCCUAUGGAGCGGCAGAAAACGUUUUCUUUGAACUUGGCUUCAACCUGCAGCUUUUAUUUUACCUACGAGGUGGCGGUUACCUUCCAAAAAGUGUUUUACUGGCAGGAAUCAACUACUGCUCCGUGGUGCUUCAGAAAGGCUUCACAUACUUCGAUAACUCCACUGGUGCCUUCUGUAACUUUAGAGAUCACAAGGAUAGGCCACAUGCCCUUCCAACGGCAUUUGCACUCUGGAAUAUGCAACUCGCGCGUCUGACAGAAUGGGAGCGGUACAUUUUUGUGGAAGAUGAAACUUUCAUUAGAGCUAUCACAUUCCUUCUCGAUACACAGGUGAAUACAUCUUCUGGAGCAAAUUCUCAACUUAUCGGAAGUUGGCCCGUGGAUGGAGAAGGCAUUGUAAUUGUCGACAGAAGAUUUGUUCCUCCGGUAAAUGCCUCUAUGAUUACGGAUGCAGUAGAAUAUGAAGCCCAUAGAAGACUGCCCACUGCAGCGAUGGUUGUGAUCAGUUUGAGGGCCUCUGGUACCUCACCUCCAAGUGGUCUGGCUGCAGAACGAGCUUCAAAAGUUGUUCAGGCAGCGGUGAAUUUCAUCCGACAACACGUGCUGAAUGUGGAAGAUUUGUUCGCAAAGAUUAUAGCAACUUAUGCAUUGCAAGUAGCCGCCGGUUCCAGUGCUCAAAAUGAACUUACGCAGGCAAUGAAACAGAUUGAAGCACGGCGUUUGAAGGCAGACCACGUCUACUACGCCAACUAUCCAAUCCCGCCACCCCUCUACGAAAUAGAUCAAGCAGGCCGACGAAUUGAAAACCCACGUGGAGAGUGGCCUAACGACGGUUAUGGAGUUGUCUGUUCAGCUCUAAUGUUCCUUAUCAAACUGGAGACCAAUGCUUGGAGUCCAUCAGUUGAGGAGGCUCAAGAUAUGGUCAUGUGGCUCACGAGUCAGAGAAACCAUGUCUCCGGUUUCAGUAGCACCUUUGAUUCCUUAGUGGCACUUACGGCCCUUCGAAAAUAUGCUCUUGCUGAUAAGAAUCGAGCCCUCUACAAAAUGACCAUCAAUCAAAAGAUUAGCUCACUCAAACAGUGGGAGCCAACUGUCCUUAUCGUGCCCGACAACUACUCAACUUUAUCUCAAACUUCCUAUCCUCCAAGGUCAGUCUGGGGUGAUGUGACUUUGGUGGUAGAAGGAACCGGACUGGUCACUCUUCAGUUGGAUGUCAGUUACAAUGUCGAAUUUCCUGAUAUCCAACGUGAACCUCUCAACCCACAAAAUCUCCUUGAAUUCUAUCCCAGUUUCGAUAUCGAAUGCACGCCCUUCUUCUCGGGAAGAAAUCACUCCUUCAUGCGAAUGUCAGUUUGUGGUAGUUGGACGGGAAAUCAUCCAUUGGAACCAGCUAAUGAAAGCGGAAUGGCGGUGUUUAAGGUUCGAGUUCCUACGGGAUACGUGGUGUUGAAUGAUGAACUUCGGGAUUACGUGCGCAGUAGUGCGGUUCCUCGAUUGAAAUAUGCAAGGUUUCUGCAACAACAUGUGCACUUCUUCUUUGAUAAGCUGACAACUGAACGAACGUGCGUUGAAUUUAACGCUUCGCGUUUCUACCCAGUUGCUAACAUGACUGAUCACCAAAUAUGCUAUGCUUAUGAGUACUAUGAACCAGGCAAGUACCAUUCUUGUACAGUUCUAUCCCCUCUAGCUUAA
Molecule: messenger RNA, 1767 nt
Organism: Rodentolepis nana
Lineage: Eukaryota; Metazoa; Platyhelminthes; Cestoda; Cyclophyllidea; Hymenolepididae
Source: the annotation of a GenBank genome assembly